AUGUCAGAAAAAAGAGUAAUUCUUUUGGUUGGGAAAACUGGCAAUGGUAAAUCUACCAUAGCCAAUGUUUUAACCAAUACAAAUAGUUUUCAUGAGUUUAGAGGUUGUCAAAGUGGAACUAAGGAGUGUCAAGUGGAGAAAUUUCGGCACGAAGAAAUUGAAUAUACUAUAAUUGACACUCCUGGAAUCUGCGACACUGAUAGUGAAAAUGAAAAGAAUGUAUAUAAGAAAAUAGUUGGAGCUGUUUAUGAUUUUAAGGAUAAUUUGAACCAAGUCCUCUUUGUUACUAAAGGUAGAUUGACGAAAGAAGAAAUAGACUGUUAUAAUUUACUUUUUGAGGCUUUUUUUGAUGAAGAAAAAAUUCCCAAAUUUAUUACUAUCGUCCGAACUAAUUUUCCACACUUUGAAGAAGAAAAGGAACGCAAAGAAGAUAUUGAUGAAAUGAUAGAGCAAGGCGGCGAAAUUUCAGAAUUAAUUAAAUUUCAUGAAGGAAAAAAUGUCAUUCAUGUGGAAAAUCAUCCCAAAUAUCAGAAUGAUCGUGUUAUAUCUAGAACCAUGUUAUUAAAACAUUUAAGAAAAGAUGAGAUAUGGGGUGUUCUUAGUCUCAAAAAGAGUAUCAAGGAAGUGAAAUUUAAAGAUAGAUUAUUUAAUAUGGCACUAACUUUUUCUGAUAUGGUUGGAAUAAGUGCCUUUGAAUCGUCUGUAAUUACGUUAGGUUUUGCGAUCACAUAUGCUACCGAACGGGUUAGUCUAUAUAUUUUAAAUUACAAACGUAAGAAAGUUGUGAGAAGAGUCGAAAGAAGUUUAGAUAAAACAAAAACUUUAUACCAAGAACUACAACAACAACCAGAUACAGAGAAAUUAGAUAAGAUUCUUGAAAAAUGUAUUAAUGAGUUAAUGCAGGAAUUGAAUUUUCUAAGUAUUAAGAUGGAGAUAGAACGAAUGUUUCAAGAAAAAGCAAAGACAUCUAGCAUUAAUUAA
Acaulospora morrowiae is the source of this 981-nucleotide messenger RNA. Lineage: Eukaryota; Fungi; Glomeromycota; Glomeromycetes; Diversisporales; Acaulosporaceae. The record is from the annotation of a GenBank genome assembly.